AUGAAUAAAAUUUGCCGGAUAUGUCUAGAGGAGGGAGUUAUGUCCUCAAUAUUUAUGAAGAAUUUUAAUUUGUCUUUAAGUGAUAUGAUUGAAUAUUGUUCUGUUAUUAAGAUUAGCAAGAAUGAUGGUUUGCCAGAACAGAUGUGCAGCAAUUGUAUAUACAAACUGGGCAUCGCAUACCAUUUUAAACAAACCUGUGAAAGUGCUGAUCUACGUUUGCGGCAGUAUCUAGGCCUCAGAGUGCCAGAAAAGUGCAGUGAUGUUGCUGUUAUGACAGAUCCUAUUACUCCUGUUCAUACCACUAUAAUUAAGAAAUGUAGAUGUAAGAUAGCAGAACAAAGAAAAACUAUUUCGAAUUAUAAAAAGAAACCAGAAUCUGAAAAGCAAAAACGAGGACCAAAACCAAAGCCAAAGCAAGAACAUAAUUGUUACCAGUGUGACAAGCAGUUUCGAUGUCAAGCUCAACUAGAAAUGCAUGUGAGGACACACAGUGGGGAGAAACCUUUUGUCUGCAUGUAUUGUCCGCGUCGAUUUACACAGAAGCAUAAUUUAACUAUUCAUCUCCGUGUCCACACCGGAGAGAAACCGUUCCAGUGCGAAGUUUGUAGCAAAAGAUUUUCUGCUCAAGGAAAUCUCCAGGCACAUCUCAAAAUACACACGGGUCAAAGAGAUCAUUCAUGUUCUUUGUGCUCAAAGUCAUUUAUAACAUCAAGUGAGCUAACACGGCAUAUGAACAAACAUAGAGGCGUGAAGAAUUUUAAAUGCGAGUUAUGUGGAGCUGCAUAUAUACACUUAAGAGAUUUCAAAUUACAUAAGAUGAAAAAGCAUCAAAUAUCUACCCAUAGCACAAAGACUCAGAAUGAUAAUUAUAAUAGUAGCACAAACAUAGAUAUUAUUGGAAUAGAUGUGGGUAAAGAUAUGCCCCAAAUACCAAUGAAUCCUCCGAAAGACAUGAAUCAUCAUAAUAUACAGCAUCUCAUCAAUGAUAAGCCACCACAAAAUAUUUCAAUGCCAGUGGAACCACACCCGCAUAAUCAAAAUCUAGUUGCAUAUGGACAAAAAAGCAUAAAAGAUAUUUAUGUUGGUGAAAACCAUAAUUGUGCCAUUUGUGGCGAAAACUUUGAAUAUCUUAAUACUCUCGCCCAUCAUUAUUUGCACGAUCACAAAGGAUAUGACAGUUCAAAUAUUAUAUGUAUGAAGAGUUACAGUUCUCUUUAA
Messenger RNA from Diatraea saccharalis (sugarcane borer), 1218 nucleotides. NCBI's taxonomy places the organism in Eukaryota, Metazoa, Arthropoda, Insecta, Lepidoptera, Crambidae. The record is from the annotation of a GenBank genome assembly.